GCAUUAAUGAGCAGCUGUGAAAUGAAGCAAGACAGCAGUGGGAGGUGGAGAAAAGUCUGCAUUUGAGAGAUACUCUGGUUUCCUCCUGAGGACAACUGUGCUGCAGCAGGAACUUCAUUCAGCAAGAGCCAAAUUUUUAGACUCAUUCAGACAUCUGACAGUAAAGACAGAUACCUCAAAAGAUUUGUGACUAAUUCAUCUAUAAGCCUGUCCAAGGUACCUAUAUGUCUUUGAACACAGUCUGCCAGAACCUAGGCGUGAAGACUCACUGCUGCAGAAAUGCAGGAAGAUAGCUCUUCCACUUGCUGCUAUGUCCACACCACUGGAAGAGGCUAUGGACACCUUGAUCAGUAUUUUUCAUCAGUACUCUGGCAAAGAAGGAGAUAGGUACAAGCUCAAUAAAGAAGAACUCAAAGAACUCCUCGCCAGUGAGCUCACUGACUUCCUUUCAGGCCAAAAGGAUCCCCUUCUGAUUGAUAAGAUUAUGAAAGAUCUGGACUCCAACAAUGACAACGAAGUGGAUUUUAAUGAAUUUGUGAUUCUGGUUGCUGCUUUGACUGUGGCGUGCAAUGACUUUUUUGAAGAACAGCUAAAGGAAGAGAGCAUUUAGAAAUGCAGAAUCAAUCUCCCAGUGCGAGUGUAACUGAAACCUGCCCAGUUAGGUAGCACUCCUCAGCCUCUUGUGAGUGCAAACCAUCAUCUGCUAAACUGUUACUGCUGCAAGAUCCUUACGGAUCAGAUCGGCAGCUGGUGUAAGCUGGACCAAAGCCAGCUUGCAGGGCUUGAGAUCUGGCUUGUGAUACUUUCCAUCUUUUGCUUCUGCCUCUCUAAUGUGCAUUCAUCAGUUCCCCAAAUCACUGGCUUGGCAUGACAGACCAUUUGAGGGGUGUUCUGUGUUGAUGCCGGCAGUAUUUUAAUAUUGGUGUGAAGUAAAAGGAGCGUGAAUGUUACUUCUAAACGUUCUGAAGGGGAAAAUUGGCAAAGAAAUUGGCAAACUUGUGAUUUGUUUUUCAGUCCUUCUGUAACAAACUAAUGUUUUUGCAGAUCUAAAAGAGCUGUUUGUUUUCUUUUCAUCAUUUCUGCUUACUCUAGGCCCCUUUUUAGACGCUGCUGUGUGCCUUCCUGCACUCUCAUAUAUCAGAUACAGUCAGAACUGCCUCCUGCUUGCCUGAGCAGGCUGAACUAUUUGACAUUGUUAUGGGUUCAUUUUCUUCACAUCUCCCAGUUGGAUGGGGUUGUGUUUGAGUUGUUGCAUCCCAAUAGUCCACCUCUUCAUUCAGAGUAAAUUAAUUUAUUCAUAUGAUAAAAUAUUCAACAACAGAGGAUUUAGUCAACAAAGUGCUCUGAGAGUCGAUGGAAGAACUAGGUCUUUAGGGGAGAUGUAAGUGCCUUUUGUUUGCACUCUUAAGAGGAAGACUCUUAGAGGACAAGUUGUGGGGGUUUUAAUGACAGCAUCUCAGGGUACCACUUUAUAAUAUGAGUCACCUUAUAUAAAGUGAUGUCAACCUGUGCUCAUCCAGCUCACUGCAUGGUCAAAACCAUUGCUGGGUGCAGUGCAGAGAGAGCAGUGGGACCCCAGGGCCGGGCGUGGAGAAAGUGGGACAGUCCCUUCCAGUGUUCACCUCUGCUGGCCUGAAUGACCAGGUACUCCGGGGAAGGACAUAGGGAAUGGGACAGGGGGCUUUUCCUCUCAUUGUUCCUUAUUUUGUUGCUAACUUUCAAGGCCUCUGGAUGAAGUGAAAAUUUUC
Messenger RNA from Nothoprocta perdicaria, 1748 nucleotides. It is a transcript of the gene S100Z, whose product is annotated as S100 calcium binding protein Z. Gene Ontology annotation, molecular function: calcium ion binding. The record is from RefSeq and is a predicted model, not a curated record. Bases 311 to 610 code for a protein of 99 amino acids. Gene Ontology annotation, cellular component: cytoplasm. The transcript has 4 exons. Lineage: Eukaryota; Metazoa; Chordata; Aves; Tinamiformes; Tinamidae.